Molecule: messenger RNA, 2532 nt
Organism: Panicum virgatum (switchgrass)
Lineage: Eukaryota; Viridiplantae; Streptophyta; Magnoliopsida; Poales; Poaceae
Exons: 12
Coding region: 510-2141 (543 amino acids)
Biological process (GO): peptidyl-lysine monomethylation
Cellular component (GO): nucleus
Molecular function (GO): protein-lysine N-methyltransferase activity
Source: RefSeq, a predicted model, not a curated record
CCAGCACCCAGACUCCGCACCCAGCCGUCGCCCCGCAGCAGGCUCUGAGUGGUGGUGCGAACCAGGCCGGAAAUCGCCCGCACUCGCAGCAGGCUCCCAAGCGGCCACCGGCCAACGCACCGCCGCCUGCAGCUGGCCGCCCCGCCGCGCCGCGCCCCUCAUCGGCUCGCCGCCUGGCAGCAUGCGCACCGCCGCUGGCUGAUCGACGAGCUGCGCCCUCACCGGCUCCCCGCCCUCGGUCUGCCGCGCGGCCGCCCACUGGUGACCACUGCUCCGCGCCGCUCGCCCCUCGCCGCCCUCGCCCUGCGUGGUGACGCGUUAGGCCGUCAGUACCGCUCGCGCCUAGCCCAGCGCGGCAGACGACAGCCUGCAGGGUCUCGCGCCCCUCACAAAUCGGGUAAACGGGAUUACCCGAUACCGAACCCGAAUUUUCAGUUAUCCAAAAUUUCGGGUAUUCCUUUUUUUUCAGGCCUACCUAAAGCGAAGCGGCGGCGCCGACAACGGCAACCAUGGCGGCGGCGGCGUUGGAGACGGAGAAGCUGGGAACGGGAGGUGAGACGGUCGCGGUUCACCUGCCCCCUCUCUCGGAGGAGGACCCCCUUGGCCAAGACAAGAAGAGAAUAAUGGAAAGCAGAAACCUAUCCUGUUUAUUUCAUGUUCCAAUUUCAUGUUCUGCUGCUUAUACCCUCAAAUUACUGGAUCAGAUGAUUCAAGCUGCUAGGAUAGUCCAUAUGGAUGAGCUAGAGCUUUAUUUUGCUGGAGAUGAUGACGUUGGUCCAUUCACUGCAAGGAAUGAACUUGAAUCCCUAAGUCUUUUGUUCAAAAUCAUGAACAAAUUGCUUGUAACUUCCAAUGCUGGUGCCAAGGAAGUAUUGCAGAUGCUGCAGAAUGAGAUAGUUGAGAGACUUAGAUCUGUUGGAAAGGCAGAUGAUGCUCAGAUGGUUUGUCAAACACAGAACCAUGAUGCUGAAGAUUCUCUUCUGAAAUGGGGGGAACAUCAUGGUGUUAAAUCGAAAUUGCGGAUAGCUUUUUUUCAAGGAGCUUGGAGAGGAAUGGUAGCUUCUGAAAAUAUAUGUGUGGGGGAUACUGCUCUUGAAAUUCCAGAGUCCCUUAUCAUAUCUGAGGAACUUCUAUGUCAGUCUGAAGUGUUUCUUGCAUUAACAGAUUUCAAUAAUAUCAGUUCUGAGACUAUGUUAUUGUUGUGGAGCAUGAGAGAGCGGUAUAAUCUAUCUUCAAAGUUUAAAGCAUACUUUGAGACACUGCCGGCAAAUUUUAAUACAGGCUUGAGUUUUGGAAUUGAUGCACUUGCUGCAUUAGAAGGAACCCUUCUUUUUGAUGAGAUAAUGCAAUCUAAGCAGCACUUACGCCAGCAGUAUGAUGACUUAUUUCCCUUACUAUGCACAAAUUUUCCUGAGAUGUUCGUAAAGGACAUAUGCACAUGGGAUAAUUUUCUGUGGGCAUGUGAACUGUGGUAUUCCAACAGUAUGAUGGUUGUUCUAAGUAGUGGGAAAUUAUCGACUUGCUUGGUUCCUGUUGCUGGACUUUUGAAUCACUCGGUGUCCCCUCAUAUUCUGAACUAUGGCCGAGUAGAUGAAGCUACAAAAUCUUUGAAGUUUCCAUUGUCUAGAACUUGUGAUGCAGGGGAGCAAUGUUUUCUCAGUUAUGGGAAACAUCCAGGGUCACAUCUUGUUACAUUCUAUGGUUUCCUACCACGAGGAGAUAAUCCUUAUGAUGUUAUACCUUUAGAUCUUGAUACUUCUGCUGAUGAGGAGGCUGGCGCAUCUCAAUCUGUGAGUACAAGCCAAACCAUUCAUAUGGUUCGUGGGACAUGGUUGUCCAGAUCUGGAGGAUUUCCCACGUAUGGCCUGCCUCAGCCCUUGCUGUCCCAUCUACGUGCUGCUCUAGGUUGUGAUUUUGAUGAAUCCACAACAGAGACUGAUAUCAAGGAAAAUGACAGGGUGGUGCUGGAAACACUGCUGUCCAUAUUUAACCCCAUGCUUGAAGAAUUGCCCGAGCCAGAUGACUCCGACUGGGAGAGUGCCAGUUGGGAUGUGAAGCUAGCAUUAGGCUACAAAGAUCUGCAGAGAAUUAUAGUAUCGUCCAUUGUCACUUCCUGUACGUCAGCCUUGGAAAAUAUUUAACUCCUAGUUAGAAAUUGGAAGUGCUUCUUAAAUGUAAAUGCAAGAACACGUUGGGGAGUAUGUUAGAAUGUCUCUCUCAGCUGGCAUGUGGCCUGGGAAGCUAUUUCACAUGGAUGAGCUGCAACCGACUGCAAUUUGUGCUCUCGAGAUAGGGAUCCAAGGACUGGCAUGGUUGCCUCUACUAACUGAAGAUCCUCAGCCAUCAGUUGCUUGAUCCGACAAACACAGAAGUGGUUUCUGUGGCUUGAGAUUUAUGCUGCACCAAAUUGCUACUGCAUGCUAGGUUCUCUUUUUCCCUUUCUUUUUGUGAAAGAAAGUUACUUUUGAACUAAUUUAUUGGGAAUCAAACUUAUUUAUUGGUGAAUGAAAGCAAAUUUUUGAACUAAUUUUA